This is a messenger RNA of Aspergillus ibericus CBS 121593, 2207 nucleotides long. Its product is annotated as putative flavin-binding monooxygenase. The record is from RefSeq and is a predicted model, not a curated record. NCBI's taxonomy places the organism in Eukaryota, Fungi, Ascomycota, Eurotiomycetes, Eurotiales, Aspergillaceae. The transcript is spliced from 5 exons. The coding region runs from base 139 to 1998 and encodes 619 amino acids. Gene Ontology annotation, molecular function: monooxygenase activity; flavin adenine dinucleotide binding.
CUAAUGCUAUGGGUCCCCGGGGGCAGCUCGGGUAUUUAUACAACGACCGGCUUGUUAUCAAUCUGCUCUGGUCUCGACUAGUACCCUAUCUCACUGAUUUUUAUCGAGACAUAUUAUUGUGACAUUGACUUUCUCGCCAUGUCUCUUGCUCAGAAUCACUAUGUGAUACAGCUUCCUAAGACCCCUGCUCCUGUCGGUCAGCUAGAGCCACGCGCUAUCGCUCAACGAUGGAUCACCGAUCUGGAGUCCCUCCUCAGCGCGGGAAAUUUCUCCCAGCUCCCAGCUCUCUUCCACGAGGAUUCCUGGUGGAGAGAUAUGCUCGCAUUAGUCUGGGACCUGCGCACGAUUCAAGGCCGUGAGAAGAUCCAGGAGUUCCUGGCCGCACACCAGCCCGGCGCAGGUAUUUCCGCUCUGCGUCUGCAGAAUGAGGGCAAGUACCAGCCGAAUCUGGAAUCCCCCGCGGAGGGACUGAAUUGGAUCAACUCCAUGUUCUUCUUCGAGACCCGGAUCGGACGCGGCACGGGGAUUCUUCAUCUGACGCAGAACGAUGCGGGCGAGUGGAAAGCGUACUCGAUGUAUACCACUUUGCAGGAAUUGAAGAGCUUUGAGGAGCCAUUGGGGGCUCGGAGAGCUGAUGGGACUAUUGAGUCGAUGCCCGGUGGUCUCAGCCAGGGCAAUUGGAUUGAACGACGCCAGCGAUUGAUCGAGUUCAAGGAAGAGGAGCCGACUGCUCUUGUCGUUGGUGCUGGCCAGGCAGGUCUCAACAUGGCUGCUCGACUCCAAUCCCUCGGGGUGUCACAUCUCAUCGUCGACCGGAACGAACGAAUCGGUGACAACUGGAGGAAGCGAUACAGGACCCUCGUGACCCACGACCCCGCAGAGUUCACCCAUAUGGCCUAUCUCCCCUUUCCCAAGAACUGGCCGCAAUACACCCCGAAGGAUAAGCUAGGAGACUGGUUCGAGGCCUACGCCAGUAUCAUGGAACUGAACGUCUGGCUCCAAACCUCCGUCAAAUCUGCCGAGUACGAUGAUGCCACAAAACAGUGGACUGUGACUGUGGUCCGCGGCGACGGGAGCGAACGUAUCCUUCAUCCCCGCCAUCUGAUCUGGUGCACUGGUCACUCCGGCGAGCCCUUGGUCCCCAGCUUCCAAGGCCAGUCAAACUUCAAAGGCACAAUCUACCACGGUAGCCAACACGAUGAUGCAUCUCGCCAGGACGCCGCAGGCAAAAAGGUCGUGGUAGUCGGCACCGGCAACAGCGGCCACGACAUUGCGCAGAACUUCUACGAGAACGGUGCACAGGUGACGAUGCUCCAGCGGCGUGGGACAUAUGUUAUUACCGUCGAGAAGGGAGUCAUCAUGAUGCAUGAGGGUCAACACGACGAAAACGGGCCCCCCACCGAAGAAGCCGACCUAAUGCACGAAUGCCUCCCUUAUCCCGUCCAAUUCGCCCUCUCCGUACACUUCACCAAGCGCGUAGCCCUCGCCGAACAAGACAUCCUCAGCGGCCUAGAACGCGCCGGCUUCGCACUAGACUUUGGCAUCGACGGUGCUGGCAUCGCCCGCGCAUACAUGACCCGCGGUGGCGGAUACUACAUCGAUGUCGGCUGCAGUCCGCUAAUCGCCUCUGGCAAGAUCAAAGUCAAGCAAAGUCCAGAGGGAAUCUCGCAUUUCACCGAAUCCGGCCUCGUUCUUAAAGACGGUUCGACUCUCCCGGCCGACAUCGUCGUUCUAGCAACGGGGUACGAUAACAUGCGCACAACAGUGCGGAAAGUGCUAGGCGAUCGUGUCGCGGAUCGCUGUCAAGAUGUUUGGGAUCUUGAUGAGGAGGGCGAGAUUAAUGCCAUGUGGCGACCCAGCGGUCACCCCGGCUUCUGGUACAUGGGGGGGAACCUCGCCCUAUGUCGUAUCUAUUCCAAGUUCUUGGCUCUACAGAUCAAAGCCAUUGAGGCUGGGUUGGUGGAUGCGGACCAGACACAGGCGCAGCCGAAAUUGUGAGUUGGUAUAUACUUUCACAGGUAUAAGUAUCUUUUUGUGGGCGUACGAGCAAUAGUGGGGUUGGAUGAUGAUGAUCGUACAGGGCAAGGCGGUGAUACAUGCUACAUGGUAGGUAGAUAAAUAGUUAGAUUCAGUAUUAGUAUUAGCGUUAGCAUUAGGAUUGGCGAUUAGCAUAGAUCAUUAUGGUGAAUAUGAUUGAUUGAAUGGUA